CGUAAGUGCUUUGUUUGCGCGCGAUUUUGUCGAUAGACUUUUUGAGAAAGAAAAGUUUCUUCAACGCGAAAGAGUUGAUGCUGUUGUUGUAAGAACUGAACCGCAUAGCAGUAUCGCUGCUGUGAAACCAUCGGCUUCCAAUACAUUUUGAAAUCCCUGACAACAACGUGCAUUGAUAUUUUAUUCAGACUGUUAGUGAAAAGAAGAUGAUCUUUAAAGAAACAUCUAGUCGGAAAACUAAGCGAUGUUGGGGAAUGCGAUUUCAAACACUCUUACUGUAUACCUGCAUGCAUGUGAUAAUAUUUACGUCAGAGUUGAGAUGUAUUCGUUGUUUUCAACAUGUUUGUAAUGGAAAACGAAACGCACUCCGAAAUUUGAAAGUGACGCUAGCUGGAUCUAGGUGGGACCUUUCCCUUCAUACCGCCGCUAUCGAAGAUUCAUAUGUAGAAGAAAGUCCUUCACAAAACAACGAUUUCGUGACGUCGCGUUCGACCACACACAUCGUAUUCCCUGGGGGAGGAAUCUUUUUCUACUACCAAGCUGGAUUGGUUUGCUUCCUACGAGAGAAAUAUGAUCUAUCGACUUGUACAUUUUCUGGUGCUUCUGCAGGAGCUUUGACCGCGACACUCACCGCCGCCGGCAUCGAUUUCUACGAAGCCACCGAUCUCGCUUUGAAAUUAGCAGAAGAUGCUGGUGUUUGGGAUAGAAAGGGUGGUUUGCAAGGGAUCUGGGGACCAAUGAUCGAGGAGUGGCUUGAUUCGCUGUUACCAGCAUCUAUCGAAUCAUUGCAAGAUAGAAUAACUCUAUUAGUCACUCCGGUACCGACCUUUGGGAAGACGAAAAUAUCAAAGUUCAGAGAUCGCGAAGACCUGAUUCGGUGCAACAUGGCAAGCGUCCAUCUAGUAAGUAAACAUAUCGGUUUUGAGAGCUAAGCUUUGGUAUAUUGAAUAUUCGGUCGUAGUAAACUCUGAUCGACUGAAUUAAAUUUUGCGGCAUCCAAAUACACAAUUUGACUUUCCAUAGCCUUGGUUCUUGGAUGGAAAGCUGACGUCAAAUUUUCGUGAUCGCCCUCAUAUCGACGGGAGUUUCCUUUCGAAAGAAGAUGAUUAUAUGCGUAAAGAUGGAGAUGAAAGCCCAGUAUCGAUGGAGACUAUCUUUCUUGAUUGGAGCAAAGAUCCAGCAAUGAGCUCAAAAGGCGGAUUUGACAUUGUCGAGGCACUUUCACCAGACGGAAUAUAUGGUCUCAUCGAGCAAGGAAAGCUCUAUGGCAAGAUAAUGGAAGACCAGGGGAAGUUCGAUAGCCUUGAAAAACUUACAUAGCUGGUUCAUCUCAGAUAAAAAUCAUUGAAAAUAAUGGAUUCAAAAUAUAAUUUUGAACUCUAAAUUUUCAAGCCGUGUCCAUUUUUCAUGACGAGAUAUCAAAAAUAUCAAACACAUAAAUGUUGCGCUCUAGAUAAGCAGGAGUUGUGACCAUAGUGAGAGAUGCUCGUAAUGCGUCAGUAGAUUGUUUGUUGCAUUCCAAGAUGAAAUGGUAUUCCGCUUCCUGUGUGUCGGGUACCCGCGAUACUUUCACUUCGGCACUGUGGGAUUCCAGCUCUCCAAAUAGUGACCGUAAGCUUGAAACAAGAAUAGUAAGAAAUUCGGAUUGAUCGUUGAUCACUGGCAAACAUCGGAUUCCAAGACUGGAUCUGCAAGAUUCCAUCUCAUUCUGGUUGCUCUUCGUCAUCGUUCCUCGCAAAUACUCUCUCACACUUUUCUCCACCAUAAACAGAAUGAGAGAGA
Molecule: messenger RNA, 1782 nt
Organism: Pseudo-nitzschia multistriata
Lineage: Eukaryota; Bacillariophyta; Bacillariophyceae; Bacillariales; Bacillariaceae
Source: the annotation of a GenBank genome assembly